AGCAUCAAAGCAAAGCAUAUUAAUCCUCCUACUAGCUAUAGCAUAUUUUGUCUUGGCUGAAAAAAAUAAUGAAGCUAUAUACAUUUGUAAUAAUUUCAACUUUAUUGCUCAUACAAUUGAGCCUAAUUCUUGCAGAUGUUGGUACUGCUUCUUCUUAUGGACCUCCAUAUAUACCUACUGCUUGUGAUGGAAAUAGGAGGGAACAGUUUCCUCCAGGAAAUAUAUUUGUGGCAGUAAAUGAAGGGUUAUGGGAUAAUGGUGCAGCAUGUGGAAGAAGAUACAGAGUAAGGUGUGUGAGUGGAAUCAAUAAGCCAUGCAAAGGUGGUACUAGUAUUGAUGUUAAAGUUGUUGAUUCUAUUGCUUGUACUAAAUCAUCUUCAUGCCCUCAUACUUUUCACAUGUCAACUGAAGCCUUUUCUGCUAUCUCUCGUUUCCCUCAUGCAAAUAUCAAUAUUGAAUAUAUCCAGAUAUGAUAUGAGAUUCCAUUAAGAGACCAUUGCUAAAUUGUUGUUGAUAGCUCCUCCAAAGUAGAGUAAUGUGUAAACACAACUAUACAAGUAUAUGAUAUGAGAAUUGAUCGAUAAAUAAUACACGUUUGUAGUCAAUACACUGUUGUUUUUAAUAGUGAGAAAAGUUACAAUUUCAUCUAGAGAAUGUUUAAUAACAUGUUUUAUUUACAGAGUAAAUUCAACUAGAAUAUAUUUGUUAAGAGGAUUGAAAUAGCUAGCUUAACAUAUGAGGUGAAUA
Molecule: messenger RNA, 747 nt
Organism: Trifolium pratense (red clover)
Lineage: Eukaryota; Viridiplantae; Streptophyta; Magnoliopsida; Fabales; Fabaceae
Product: EG45-like domain containing protein
Exons: 3
Coding region: 69-473 (134 amino acids)
Source: RefSeq, a predicted model, not a curated record